AUGGUCGUACAAAGCAAGCAUUUCCUGAACACAGCACCCUCUCUCGUGCUCGAUUCCUUAGAAGGACUGUGCGCAAUCAAUACACAACUAGCUCUUGAUCCGAUCCAUAGAGUCGUCUACCUUGCUGAUCAGGACCGCUCCAAAGUUGCUCUCCUCUGUGGAGGUGGUUCUGGUCAUGAGCCAUCCCACUCAGGUUUCGUAGCUGCUGUGUGUGGACAUAUCUUUGCCUCUCCAAGUGCUGGUCAAGUUCGCCGUGCAGUAGAUCUGAUCGACAACAAAAGAGGGAAUUACACCGGCGAUGUCCUCAAUUUUGGUCUAGCCAAAGAAGAAUAUGCGGCCCGUUAUCCCGACAAAGCUGACCGUGUCAAGUUCGUCAUCGAAAAAACCCAAGGUAGUAUUGUCGGAAGACGGUGUUGUCUCGUCUACAAAAUUGCAGGCGCCUUGGCCCAAACUGGUGCCUCUGUAGAUGAGGUCUACGAUAUCGCCCAGUACGUUUCCUCUAGGCUCGGUACUAUAGGGGUUGGUCUGGACCACUGUCAUGUCCCUGGAACCGCUAUUCCGAUACAUAUUUGGGUGCGAUAUGAACUCGAAAUCGGUCUCGGAAUUCACAACGAAAGUGGUCACCAACGGUCUUUCGUUCCCUUCAAGAAUGACGGCACAGACCGUGUUGUUCUUCUCGUCAAUAACCUCGGCGGUCUCAGUGAACUUGAACUCGGCGGAGUAGUCGCCGAAGUGAGGCGUGCUCUGGAUAAAUCUGGGAUUAAGAAUCAUGCGCCUGCUUUCUGGCUCUUUCAUGGUUAUCUCAACAUGCCCGGAUUUUCAAUUACGAUGCCUCCUUCUCCCCGCCGAAAACGACACGGGGAACUCCAACCGCUGAUUUCAUUCCUUUCCUUACUCGACGACAGUAUCAACACCCCAGGAUGGAAAUGGUCUUCUAGGUCUGUCCCAAGCCACCAUCUGUCUUUUCGUCCCUCCCGACUGCAACCCACGCGAAGGCCUGGUCAGCCUCACUCAAAGCCCCCCGAUGUCGAUCAAUUCAACAGUGCUAUAGAGCGUGCAUGCCGGGCCCUCAUUAUUGCUGAGCCCGAGAUUACUCGCAUGGACAACAUCGCUGGUGAUGGGGACUGCGGACUUACGCUCAAAGAUGGUGCUACAGAGGAUGCGAUGGGAGGAACUAGCGGAGCCCUCUAUUCAAUCUUCUUCUCUGCCCUCGCUCAAGCGCUCGCUAAAAGCUCCUCCUCGAUCGCCACACAAGAAGUAUGGUGCACGGCGUUAGAAGCUGCUCUAGGUCGUUUAUAUACUUACACUCGGGCACGUCCCCCUUCUCGUACACUAGUCGACCCUCUCACUGCCUUCAUCGGUGCACUGUCGUCCGGCCUUGCGGCAGCCGUGAAGGCUGCUAGAGAAGCUGCUGAAGGGACGAAAGACAUGGAGGCAAAGGCCGGUAGGAGCGCAUAUAUUGAUAGCACAAAGCUAAAGGCUGAGCGAGUUGCCGAUCCUGGGGCAUGGGGCGUGAAAGUUGUGGUGGAGGCCCUAGCUCAGUGA
Suillus bovinus is the source of this 1545-nucleotide messenger RNA. Its product is annotated as dihydroxyacetone kinase. Gene Ontology annotation, molecular function: glycerone kinase activity. The transcript is spliced from 12 exons. The coding region runs from base 1 to 1545 and encodes 514 amino acids. Gene Ontology annotation, cellular component: cytosol. Gene Ontology annotation, biological process: glycerol catabolic process. NCBI's taxonomy places the organism in Eukaryota, Fungi, Basidiomycota, Agaricomycetes, Boletales, Suillaceae. The record is from RefSeq and is a predicted model, not a curated record.